Molecule: messenger RNA, 372 nt
Organism: Loa loa (African eye worm)
Lineage: Eukaryota; Metazoa; Nematoda; Chromadorea; Rhabditida; Onchocercidae
Product: poly ubiquitin
Exons: 3
Coding region: 1-372 (123 amino acids)
Molecular function (GO): protein binding
Source: RefSeq, a predicted model, not a curated record
AUGAAACUGUAUGUGAAGAGGGUGAAUGCAAAGGGUGGCGUCUUCACAAUCACUGUCGAUAGUAAAGAUACGGUAGCAAGUUUGAAGGGAAGAAUUGGUGGAGUUCUGGAUUUGUUCCCAGAUGCCAUACGUUUGCUUUAUCAAGGACAUCCUCUUACCAAUACAGAAGCAAGUCUCGGAUCGUACGGCAUCAAAGAUAGCAGCCGAAUCAGCGUUAUUCACGUCCCGUCUAUUGAUACGAACUCGAUAGUUUCAAAAGUUUUGAGCAGUUUUCUUCUUGACCGAUGUCCUGCAAAUAACUUAUCAGCGAUUGCCGAGAGAUACCAAAUCGUUAGCAAUCUUUACAGGAUUUGCUGUAUUAAUAAACGGUAG